AUGCAACCAGAAAAAAGCACCACGACUCUGGAAACCAUGUUGGACUAUCACGGCUUCUCAACGGAGAAAUAUGACUGGAAUCCUUAUGGCUUGAACGAAACCAAUCAUCUACGAAAAAUCGUUCAAGCCAUCAGUCUCUACUUGGUGCCUACCAUUGGAUGCCUUGGCAUUGUGGGUAACAUAUGUUGCUUUAUAGUAUUUUUAUUCACGUCCUUUAAGUACCUACCAAUGACCUUGUAUCUUGUCGCCUUGGCAAUAUCCGACACGGGGUUCCUAGCGGCUGUAAUGAUUGGAUGGCUGACCAGUCUGCAUCCGGUUAUCGCCCUUUCGCCGGGGUGCUGUCACGUGAUGGUCUACAUCACCUACGUCUGCGGCUUCCUCUCGGCUUGGUACAUAGUCCUGAUGAUGGUGGAGCGAUACAUUGUCGUCUGCCACCCUCUGAGGGCGCCAAGAAUCUGCACGAAGCGUCGAGGUCGUCUGGCGGUCGGGCUGACGACAGCUUUCGCGCUAGUCCUGUACAUCCACAGCUUCUUGUCCACCUACGUGGAGGUAACACCUUACGCGUACUGUUCCUCCAAAUCCACGUACCUCCAGUUCAACGCGGUCUUCACCUACAUCGAUUCCUUGCUGACUUUCGUAGUCCCGUUCACCGCCAUCUUCAUCCUCAACAUCAGGAUCAUCCUGGCCGUGCGGCACUUUCGCAAGAAGCAUCACCCGAUCCACGACUUCUGCCUCCACCAUUCCGAACCGGGCGUGCUGACUCGCGCCCAGGUGAGGACGACCAAGAUGCUGGUUCUCGUGUCCACUGUGUUCGUGGUGCUGUACCUGCCGAGCCACGCCUACAGGAUCUACCUGCUGGUGUUCGGGCUCGUCAGCAAGACGAAGAUGUACGACUUCGAGUACGACCAGAACCAGCUGCUGGCGCAGCACAUCUGUCAGCUCCCCUACUACCUCAACUUCGCCGUCGACUUCCUCGUGUACAGUCUCACCAGCAUCGCCUUCAGAAGGAACGUCGUCAAGCUCUUCAGACGAAUCUGCGACGACGAUUGA
Molecule: messenger RNA, 1050 nt
Organism: Gigantopelta aegis
Lineage: Eukaryota; Metazoa; Mollusca; Gastropoda; Neomphalida; Peltospiridae
Product: thyrotropin-releasing hormone receptor-like
Exons: 1
Coding region: 1-1050 (349 amino acids)
Biological process (GO): G protein-coupled receptor signaling pathway
Cellular component (GO): plasma membrane
Molecular function (GO): G protein-coupled receptor activity
Source: RefSeq, a predicted model, not a curated record